AUGGGGCCGGCGGGGUGCGCGGCGCGGCGGGCCUGGGCGCUGCGGGGCCUCGGGGCCGUGUCCCCGGCCGCGGCGCCGGGGGCGGGCGCCGGGGCGCGGCUGCGGCUGCUGGCCCCGCGGCGGCCUCCUGCGGGGCCCGCGCCCGGCCGCCUCCGCCCGAGCCCCGCCGGCGCGCGCGGCCUGCACGGCGGGCCCGGCCUGGGGGGGCGGCCGGCGGCGGCGGGCGCGGAGCCCCGGGAACCGGACGCCGCAGGUCACGCAGCUUCCAAGUUCGACAUCGACCUGCUGGUUUCGCUUCUGAGGCAAGAAAACGCGAGAGACAUCUGUGUGAUCCGGGUGCCGCCCGAGGUGAAGUACACAGGCCACUUGGUGAUCGGCAGCGGGGCCUCCCCCCGCCACUUGCACGCCGUGGCCGCCUACAUCGUGAAAGCGUACAAAUUCCUAAAAAGUAAAAAUGAGCCUCAUGUGAGAAUUGAAGGGAAGGACACUGAUGACUGGCUGUGUGUGGACUUCGGCAGGAUGGUGGUUCAUUUGAUGCUUCCAGAGACCAGAGAAAUGUAUGAACUGGAGAAGUUAUGGACCCUGCGUUCCUAUGAUGACCAGUUAGCUCAGAUAGCACCCGAGACGUUACCUGAAGACUUCAUUCUUGGAAUAGAAGAUGACACGUCAUCCCUGACUCCAGUGGAGUUCAAAUGUGAAUAA
Messenger RNA from Pipistrellus nathusii (Nathusius's pipistrelle), 702 nucleotides. NCBI's taxonomy places the organism in Eukaryota, Metazoa, Chordata, Mammalia, Chiroptera, Vespertilionidae. The record is from the annotation of a GenBank genome assembly.